AUGAGGCUAUCCAUUCCGUGUGUCCACCUCUUACUACUGGUUGCCAUAGCAGUAGGAAGCCUUGGAGCUCCUACCUAUGUUGCCGGAAAACUAGAAAUUGAAGAUGGUUAUCUAGACAAACACAUCAUGUAUAGCAAGAAUGGUUAUCCACCACCACAACAUUCCCCUCCGCCCUCGGUCCACCCUCCACCAUCUCGUGGAUAUCAACCACCUCAGACUCCUCUUACACCACCACCUUACCAUAGCCAUCCUCCAAAGCAUACUCCACCUUCAAAAGGUAAUACCCCACCACCUUCCUAUGGCUCUCCUCCACCACCCGUAGGCCAUAUUCCACCACCACCCUUUGGUGCUCCCCCUCCCUUCCACCGUUAUCCACCACCGCCCUUCCAUGGCAAUCAGCCACCAAGACAUGGUCAUGCUCAUGCACCACCUCCCAAGCAGUAUACACCUCCUGGCCAACAUCAACCACCGUCUCAUCACCAUCUUCCACCACCAACACAUCAUGGACAUGUUCCACCAUCUCGCGGCCGGCAACCUCCUAGUCCUACACCUUCCCACAGCAGCUAUCCACCGCCCUCUACUCCGAGUUACUCUCCACCACCACAAAGCCAUCAACCACCUGGUCAUCAUCACCAUCAGCCGCCGUCUCAUGGACAUCAUAAGCAUCCGCCACCAUCUCAUCAUGAACAUAAGCAUCCGCCUCCCACACACCAUCAUGCGCCACCAUCUCAUGGACAUCAGCCACCUAGUCACCACCAUACACCACCUAAGCAUGGCCAUGCACCGCCAAAUCAUAAACACACGCCGCCAUCUCCCAGCUCUCCACCACCUUCUCAAUCUCCACCUUAUGCUGCGCGGCCUCCACCAGCUACUUAUAAGUCACCUCCUCCUCCUCAAGGGCAGCCACCACCACGGAGCCCAUACCAUGGCGGACGUUCACCUCUAAAGCAAAAGUCACCACCACCUUCGCCACAUUACGGGCCUCCACCUCCUCCAAACCCUCCAGCUCCAAGUCCUUACUUUCCCAACCUUAUCCCUUAG
Messenger RNA from Coffea eugenioides, 1041 nucleotides. Its product is annotated as extensin-like. The record is from RefSeq and is a predicted model, not a curated record. Lineage: Eukaryota; Viridiplantae; Streptophyta; Magnoliopsida; Gentianales; Rubiaceae. The transcript has a single exon. The coding region runs from base 1 to 1041 and encodes 346 amino acids.